UGUAUCAGUGAUAACAUAGAAAGAAGAUGACACAUUGGGCAACGAUCUUUGCAAUUUUUGGAUUCUGUAUCUCUAAUUCAAAAUGUCGAUUCUUGGAUAUGACCUAUGAUUUGUUUGCUGGACUUCCGCAGUACCCCGGACAUAGCCCAUUCAAACUAAAGCUAGUGCGUAAGGGGCCUUUUUUAGGAAGCCCGUUCUUUGUCCUCAAUGACAUCGAGAUGCCUGAACAUACCGGUACACACAUUGACGCUCCGUAUCAAUUCAACGAAUCAGGAUGGCGAGUGAACGAGAUUCCGAUAGAUCAUCUGGUUGGGCCAGCUGUGGUACUUGAUAUUCGUGAAAAGAUGAGUGAAGCACCACCCGAUAAAGUGCCAACUGCCGAUAUCGUCGACGCUGAGACCUGGGAGAGAAAAUAUGGAAGAAUCCCUAAUGGGGCGAUCGUUAUCAUGAACUCGGGUAACGGUAAAAACUGGCCGAAUGUGACAGCUUAUAGUGGUGCCAAAGACCAAGAUGAUAGUACGAAUAUACGAUCCCCCGGAUUCAGUCUUGAGUUGACAAAAUGGCUCGUCAAAGAACGUAAAAUCAAUGGUAUAGCCUCGGAUACAUGA
Messenger RNA from Owenia fusiformis, 608 nucleotides. NCBI's taxonomy places the organism in Eukaryota, Metazoa, Annelida, Polychaeta, Sabellida, Oweniidae. The record is from the annotation of a GenBank genome assembly.